AUGGUUUACCUCAGGUCCUCGCUCCUGGCCCUUUUGGCCCUGCCCAUCUCCGGCGUCUUCGCUGCCGAGGCGGCCCCUGUCGACACCGACGCUGUUCCCCCGACCCUCAAGGCUGACAUCGAGACCACCUUCCCCGAUGCUGACAUCUUUGGUGUGAAGAUCGUCAAUGGCCACCCCACCAAGGCCUUGAUCGAGUUCACCAACAAUGAGGAUGCGCCGAUUCAGGUCGCCAUGGUUGGCGGCACCCUGUCUUCCACUCAGGAGCUUCCCGAGGACUCCCUUCCCAGUGACAGCAUCAUCCGCAACCUGACGGCUGCCCGCUACGACCUGACCAUCGAGGCUGGCGACAAGAAGGCUGUUCCAUACUCCUUUGCUCUCGACGCCAACCCCCAGGAUGUUCUCCUCCAGCUUAUUGCUGUCGUGAGCAACUCCAAGGGCGAUAUCUUCCAGGUCCAGGCUUACAACUCCACCGCCGCCAUUGUCGAGCCCCCUACCAGCAUCUUUGACCCUCAGAUCAUCUUCCUCUACCUCUUCCUGUCUGGUGCCUUCGCUGGUACUCUGUACUUUGUCUACAAGACCUGGAUCGAAGCCCUCUUCCCCCAGGCUAAGAAGGCCAAGUCUUCCAAGAAGGCGCGCACUGUUAGUGUCACCGUGCCUCUGGCUGAGGCUGACACCACUGGUGUUGCCUCCUCGACUGGCAAGAGCUACGACGAGAGCUGGAUCCCCGACCACCACAUCAACCGCCCUGUUGCCAAGCGCGUCAAGAGCGGUGCCAGUGGCAAGCUCAAGAAGGGCGAGUAG
Molecule: messenger RNA, 801 nt
Organism: Colletotrichum abscissum
Lineage: Eukaryota; Fungi; Ascomycota; Sordariomycetes; Glomerellales; Glomerellaceae
Product: signal sequence receptor alpha chain
Exons: 3
Coding region: 1-801 (266 amino acids)
Cellular component (GO): endoplasmic reticulum membrane; endoplasmic reticulum
Source: RefSeq, a predicted model, not a curated record